AUGAACCGGACUCUUCUAGUGCUAUUCUUCUGGGCUUCUCUGAUUGUAUUGGGUAACCAUAUUAUGCUCACAUGUCAUUUCUGGAAUAGAGUUUCAGUACCAACAAGUGAAUCGUUUAACCUCAAAAGCCGGCUUUCGGCCACCGAUCAACACCAUGUGCACCAGCUGAACCAAAUUCGCUCGUACGUCGGAAGCGGAUGGCUCCGCGAAGUUUUCGGCGAAGCUAUCGAGUGGAUUCUUCACAUUUGGGACACAGCGAAGGUCAUCGUCAAAGGUGUCAUCGAAGCGUGGCUGAAAGUGAAAAAGUUUUUCAGCAAUGUUGGAUCAUGGCUGGGUGACGCGUAGUUGGUGUUCGCAGUGGUUAGACAAAACACGUUUCAGGACUGAAACGGCAUCGUCGGAGAGAUCCUGACGCAAGAUUCAGUGAAGACAACAGCGGCAAAUCGAUUAAUGCUCAUAAGCCCCUUCUAGGUCCAGCAGCCAAAAUGAACGAGCUGGUUCGGUUCGGCUCAGUACUAAUAUUCAUUUUUUUCUUCUGUUGAAGAGAUGGAACAAACGAUUGUCUCAACUGGUUUACGCCAAGAUGGAAGACCUGACGGCUGGAGUGGGAUACGAGUACAACGGAAAGAUGUACCGGGCUUUCGAGCACGGAAGUCUCUUCGAAUCAUGCAUGAACGACUUUUUCCCCAUUCUGAGCAGUAUUUUCGAUGCGGUAAGUUAUCAAAGCGACGGAGAAGAAAGACCGACUCUUUUAUUUGCCAGUUAAAAGCAGUCUGGGUCUGUGCACAGUUGUUGUUCUCCAGAGUCACAAACGGAAGUGCCAAAGAAUCGGAAGUUAAGAAUGAAAUAUUUGAAGUAAGGUCCUACAUUUAGCACCAACUUGAAAGGUUCAAAUUACAGUAUCUGUUCGACUAUUAUGAAGAAGUGGGAUGCGGAACGAAUGGAAUCGGCUCGUGGUGUUUGAUCGGACCGCUCAAUGAAAAGUUUAUCUUUCACUGAUCACUGUUUUCUAGACUAUAGUUUCUUUUCACAGAGCUGUCAAACAAAAGGGUUCCAUUGAAAGUUUGCAACUCAUGGAAGAGGGUGAAACGUGUGGGAAGUGCAGCACCAAGUGUACGGAGGGAAUGUGCGAAGCGAGCCCGGACUUUGUGGAUCAGGCACGACUUCGGAAGAUUAUGGAGGGAGAGAUUGAAGUGGAGGAGGUCAUUGUUGAAGAGGUCACUGUUCUGCCGCCGGAGCUCGAGGUCUCCAAUGCUCACAACUUGAACACCAUUGAAUGUUUCAUUUUAUCGCUCUUUUUUGCUAGACACUAG
Caenorhabditis sp. 36 PRJEB53466 is the source of this 1313-nucleotide messenger RNA. Lineage: Eukaryota; Metazoa; Nematoda; Chromadorea; Rhabditida; Rhabditidae. The record is from the annotation of a GenBank genome assembly.